This is a messenger RNA of Chaetura pelagica (chimney swift), 858 nucleotides long. RefSeq names its product eukaryotic translation initiation factor 2B, subunit 1 alpha, 26kDa (gene EIF2B1). Gene Ontology annotation, molecular function: guanyl-nucleotide exchange factor activity; translation initiation factor activity. Gene Ontology annotation, biological process: translational initiation. Lineage: Eukaryota; Metazoa; Chordata; Aves; Apodiformes; Apodidae. The annotation marks the transcript as partial. The record is from RefSeq and is a predicted model, not a curated record. Gene Ontology annotation, cellular component: eukaryotic translation initiation factor 2B complex. The transcript has 8 exons.
CCCGCCGCGCCCCCGGCCGUGGCCGCGAUCCGCGCGCUGCUGGGCUUCCUGCGGCGGGACCGAGGGGAGACCAUCCAGGGCCUGCGGAGCAGCCUGCUGGCCGCCAUCGACACGCUGUCCGGGGUGGACUCCUCGGUGGCCGUGCGCUCGGGCGGGGAGCUGUUCCUGCGCUUCAUCAGCCUCACCUCGCUGGAGUACUCGGACUACUCCAAGUGCAAAGAAAUCAUGAUUGAGCGCGGGGAGAUCUUCCUCAGGAAAGUCUCUCUCUCGAGGAACAAAAUCGCCAAGCUGUGUCAUCCCUUCAUCAGAGAUGGUGCUCGAAUACUGACACAUGCCUACUCAAGGGUGGUCCUCAGAGUGUUGGAAGCAGCUGUUGAGUCCAAGAAGAGAUUCAGUGUUUAUGUGACUGAGUCACAGCCAGAUCAAGCUGGGCAAAAAAUGGCAAAAGCCUUGAGGAAGCUGAACAUCCCUGUGACUGUGAUUCUGGAUGCUGCAGUUGGCUACAUUAUGGAGAAAGUGGACCUGGUGUUAGUUGGUGCUGAAGGUGUAGUUGAAAGUGGAGGCAUUAUUAACAAGAUUGGCACUAAUCAAAUUGCUGUGUGUGCCAAAGCUCAGAAUAAGCCAUUUUAUGUGGUAGCAGAAAGUUUCAAGUUUGUCAGACUUUUCCCCCUAAAUCAGCAGGACGUCCCAGACAAGUUUAAGUACAAAGCAGACACUCUGAAAACAAAUCAGAACCUGACAGAGGAGCAUCCCUGGAUUGACUACACAUCACCCUCACUAAUUACAUUGCUGUUCACAGACUUGGGUGUGUUAACUCCAUCAGCUGUCAGUGAUGAAUUGAUUAAACUCUACCUGUAA